AGAGCGUGGGGAAAGAAGGAGCCCUCCCCAAAUCCUCCCUCCUCCGCGUCAGCGGCGGCAUGGACGAGGCAGAGGAGGAGGAGCAGCUGCCGCCGCCGCCGCCGCCGCCCCUGCCGCCCCGCACCGGCCCGAGGUGCGGCCCCUGGCAGCGCAGGCUCAACGAGAUCCCAGUCAUUUCAUUCGAUGUGAACUGUUCCGUUGCUGAUUAUGUCGUUUUUAUGACAUUGAGGUUCACAAGAGCCGGUCUUCUCGCUCCAUUCAGCUAUUGUGGUGCACCCGUCACCCCACACAAGAAUCCCAGGGCUAGAGAGAAGAAGGGUGGCAAGGAGAUCGAUGACAGUGGAGUGUUUUAUCAUAUCAUUGAGCUGUUUAACUCCCUUGAGGAAGAUGAUCGCUCGUUACGUGUGCAACUCUUGGUGUCAGACUAUGAUGGCUAUAUGGUUGCAAUCAGACGCAGGGUGCUCAACACUUGGGGGGCAUGGGGCAGAUUCAAUCAUCUCUAUGUGCCUAGUUGGUUAAACUCGGAGGACAUGGGCGUAGAUGCUUCUCAUAAUAAGAAGACUACGGUUGGAGGGUCACCACUCAUGCAGAGCAUGUUCUAUGCCCUAGUUCGUCCAAAUCGCAGCAAGGAUGAGAUAAGAAAAGCUGCUCUUCGUGCUAUAGUAAUCUUCAUUGAGGCCUUCAGACUCUCGUGCAUCUUAAGACUCGUCAUGGGCGCCAUGAGGACUGGCAAAGAGACUCCUCUGGAACCAUAUCACUGGGAACGGAUAAACAGCUGGGGACACUUAUGCAAAUUUACACUGCAGAGGGCAAAGUACGGUCAGGUGGAGAGUCCUAAUGUUCUGGAAAGGAUGAUGAACACUUGCAAUUACACAAGUUUUGACGAGAUCAUCGGAGAAAAUGGUGACUUAACAUGGUUAAUGAGGGAUGAGGGUACUUUACUUGAUGAUGAGCUAAAGCGGUGGCUGCUGCGCAGGGGCGCAGGUACAGACAUCGCCAAUCCUGAUUUCGAUGCAGCUGCAGCUGCUGUUGCUCCUGAUGAUGGUCAACAUGAGGAUGAUGAUUAGGUGAGAAGCUGAUGGGCGGUGCCGGCUACAAACUGAUGGGAUGUGAAACCUUUUCUGUCUGUGCAUAAGUAUUUGUGAUGUCAGUUCCUAUUUGGAACGCCAAAAACUUCUUGCUCUUAUCUCUGUGAUGUACUUGGCAGAUUGGAAACUUGUCU
Triticum aestivum (bread wheat) is the source of this 1222-nucleotide messenger RNA. RefSeq lists its product as uncharacterized. Gene Ontology annotation, biological process: negative regulation of translation. Gene Ontology annotation, molecular function: rRNA N-glycosylase activity. The record is from RefSeq and is a predicted model, not a curated record. The coding region runs from base 60 to 1067 and encodes 335 amino acids. NCBI's taxonomy places the organism in Eukaryota, Viridiplantae, Streptophyta, Magnoliopsida, Poales, Poaceae. The transcript is spliced from 3 exons.